Lingula anatina is the source of this 761-nucleotide messenger RNA. RefSeq lists its product as uncharacterized. The record is from RefSeq and is a predicted model, not a curated record. Lineage: Eukaryota; Metazoa; Brachiopoda; Lingulata; Lingulida; Lingulidae.
GAGUCAUUGGAGUGAUAAUCUUCUUAGAGAAAAAGAAAAGUGGGUUCAUUAUGCGGUCAUCUUGGAACAGUGUUACAUGGACAUGUCUGGUCUUGAUGAGCUUGACCAUUGGUCAGGUGGAUUCGGGCUACUACGCAGGUGCUCAUUUUUCCUAUCGUCCCGCAAGUGCUAAUGGACUCGGAAAUGCGAUUACCGCAACGUACAGAAUUGCAUAUUACUACAGGGACACGACAACCGAUGAUUUCUAUUCCCUGUACUUCUGCAACACGACGACCAUUGGAACAGGUACAUUAUUGGGAUUCCAGCUUUUUAAUCUGAAAUGUUCCUCAGGAGGUUGUGGAGGCGGAAACACAAUUGUAGUUGGUGGCAGCGGCGGGUUGCUGUACACGUGCACGGACUAUUCGGCGUUCGCCAAAAUCUCCACGGGAGAGGGGUCGGAGAAUUUCAAUGUGACUGGAGAUUCGGUUUUAUACUUAUUUUUCAAUGGCCUUCCAGACUUAAUGCCAAAUUAUAACGGCAGAUUGAGACUUCAAAGCACGAUCAAUGCUACAGUACGGAGUGAUACUGGAACGAUAAACUCCUCCCCUUGGGCGCCUUUGGUUCCUGAAGUGCGUUUACAAAAAGGGUGCACCGCUACCUUUGAUAUACCAGUAUAUGAUAGUGACGGUGACACAGUAAGAUGCCGGUGGGCCCAGUCUGGACAGGGAGAGUGUGCCACGUGCACUGAAGAAGAUAUCGGGUUCUCUUUGGAUGAGGUAUGA